Molecule: messenger RNA, 945 nt
Organism: Letharia columbiana
Lineage: Eukaryota; Fungi; Ascomycota; Lecanoromycetes; Lecanorales; Parmeliaceae
Exons: 2
Coding region: 1-945 (314 amino acids)
Cellular component (GO): membrane
Source: RefSeq, a predicted model, not a curated record
AUGGCCAACAUGUCGAACCUCUACCGGGAUCCUCGAUCCACCAUCACCACUCACCAUGACACCUACCCCUACAUCUCCCCCUCCAAGUUCACCGGAUCCCUAAACGGCAAAGUCGUCCUCCUCACGGGCGCCGGUCGAGGCAUCGGCCGAGCCUCCGCCCUCGCCUUCGCCGCCGCCGGCGCGAACGUGGCCUGCGUCUCCCGCACCCAUCCCGACACCCUCUCCCUCGUCCACGAGAUCUCACAGAAGGGCCACCCGCGCGCCAUUGCGAUCGCGGCGGACGUCGCGGACGCGGACGCGCCGGGGAGGGCGGUGGGGGAGGUGCAGGGGGAGCUGGGGCCCGUGGAUGUGUUGGUCAACAAUGCGGGGAUUUCGAGGAUCAGCGACGUGGAGCAUGAGCAUGGGAUGGGGGCCGCGAUGGAGGUUGUGGAGGUGAAUGUGAGGGGGGCGUUGAACUUCAUUCACGCGGUGGUGCCGAGUAUGGUUGAACGAAAGAGCGGGGUCAUCAUUAACGUCGUCUCCGUCCUGGCAACUAUCUCCCUGCCCUACUCCUCAGCCUACAGUGCCGCCAAGGCAGCCCUCGUUCGAUCUACUCAUAUCAUGGACCUUGAAUUUCGGCCCCAUGGCAUCUACUCCUACGCUGUGCACCCAUGUAUGAGUAAAGAUACAACGUUGGGCGAAGGGGCGCUGAAUUCGGAGGCUCAUGAGAAGGUGGAGGGGGUAAAGAGAUUCAUGGAGGAUUUCGUACCCAGUAUGACUGAUACGGUGCAAUUGCCUGCGAAUACAUUUGUGGCGUUGGCGGCGGAUCCGGAUGCAAAAUAUAUGAGUGGGAAAUACAUCGACUCAACACAGGACUUGGGAAUGGUUUUGGAAGAAGCUAGGAAGGGCUCAGAGAGCAGGAUAGAAAGAGAAGGCUUGUAUAUCUUGAAGGUCGACACGCUAUAA